AUGUCCGCCAAAAAAGAGAAGAAGUUCAUUCUGUUUUGGCACUUCGUUCUUGCCCAAAGGAUCGGCGCGGUCCCAGCACUGGCUGCCUUGGGCGCUGCUGCGGGGGCCCGGGCCUUUGCGCGGCGUGGUCAGCGAACACAGCGGCAAGCGAAGAGCAAGAAAUCGCAGAAGAAGGGAGGGAAAACGUCCGGCAUUCCAAUACCAAAGUCAGACAGUGCUGCUCCGGAUGCUUACGACCAGGAGACACGUGACAUUAUCCUCUCCAUGAGCAACGUGGACAAGAAGUCCCUAGAUGGGAGUUACAUCUUGAAAGAUGUCUCGCUGGGCAUGUACAUGGGCGCGAAGAUCGGCAUUCUGGGCAAGAACGGGGCAGGAAAGAGCACGGUGAUGCGAAUCUUGGCAGGUGAGGACGACGAAUUCCUUGGCAAGCUUGAGCGUGAUGAGGCUAUACAGGUAGGCUACUUGGCUCAGGAACCUGUUCUCAAAGAAGAGACAGUGAUUGCAAACUUGGAGCCGGCGGUAGACCACAUAAAGGCCAUGGUCAAGGAGUUCGAGGAUGUGAGCAUGCAGAUGACGGAUCCCGAUGCUGACGUCGAUGCCCUCAUGCAAAAGAUGGAAACCAUCCAGUCCAAGAUCGACGCCUGCAACGGUUGGGAAAUAGAUCAGAAGCUUGAUGAGGCCAUGGCUGCGCUGAACUGCCCCCCGCGAGAUGCGAAGAUCGCAACGCUGAGUGGAGGAGAGCUUCGCCGUGUGGCGAUUUGCCGCCUGCUCUUGUCGAAUCCCGACAUCCUCAUGCUCGACGAGCCCACGAACCAUUUAGACGCGCAAAGCGUCGCUUGGCUGGAGCGCUUCCUGGCAGAGUUCCAGGGGACCGUCGUCGCCAUCACGCACGACCGGUAUUUCCUGGACAACGUUGCUGGGUGGAUUCUCGAAUUGGAUCAGGGAAAGGGAAUUCCGUUCCAGGGAAACUACUCUGGAUGGCUGGAGCACAAGGCGAAACGGCUGGAAUCCGAGCAGAAGCGGAAGGCCACACUGGAAAGCCAGAUGGCCAAGGAGCUAGAGUUCAUCAAUGCGCGACGAAGCGGAAGGCAGAAAAAGGGAAAGGCUCGCCAGCGAAGAUUCGAAGAUCUGGAGCAGCAGGCGAGUGCCUUCAACCGGAGCAGUGAGCUCGACUCGAUCGUGAUCACUCCCGGUCCCCGCUUAGCCAACGAGCCGGUGAUCACCGCCAAGAACCUUUCAAAGGGCUACGGCGACCGGCUCCUAAUCAACGAAGCCAGCUUCGAGAUACCGCCAGGUGCUGUGGUUGGUAUCAUCGGUCCCAAUGGUGCAGGCAAGACCACACUCUUCAAGAUGAUCAUGGGCAAGGAGCAGCCUGACGGUGGUGAGCUGCUGAUCGGAGAGACUGUGGCACCCAUGUAUGUUGAACAAAUGCGCGAUGAUCUGGAUGGUGAUGCGACCGUCUUCGAGGAGCUCACGGAUGGCUUGGAUGCCAUCGAUAUUGGCGGCCGGGAGGUGAACAGCCGGGCGUACUGCUCCUGGUUCAAUUUCAGGGGGAAGAUCCAGCAGCGCACGGUCUCAUCCCUCAGUGGUGGGGAGCGAAAUCGUCUGCAGCUCGCUCGAACACUGCGACUGGGUGGCAACUGCUUAAUGUUGGAUGAGCCAUCGAACGAUCUGGACGUGGAAACCUUGAGGGCGCUAGAGACGGCCAUCGAGAAUUUCGCAGGCACCGUCCUCUGCGUAAGCCACGAUCGCUGGUUCCUGGAUCGCAUCGCCACUCACAUCAUCGCCUACGAAGGUGACUCUCAAGUUGUAUUCUUUGAGGGCGGCUACAGCGACUAUGAGGAAGAUCGCUUCCAGAGAACAGGGCACGAAAAGCGUUGCCCCAAUUUUCCAUUGGGCGGUGAGCAGCUGGCCCUUUGCAGCCGCUGCCCCGCUAUUCCAAUGCCUGGCUUCAUCGACCGCAACGCUUUCAAGGACACGCACGCAUGUGGCAAAGACCGAGUUUUAAGACGUCAUCACUGUCCCUAUGCGCCGCCAGCUGCUGGAGGUCCAUAUGGUGCACCAGCUCCAGCCAACGGCCGGCCUUCAAGCCGAAGCUAUAGCUACAGCUACAGCCGCAGUCGAAGUGACAGCCGCAGACACAGUCGCAGCAGCCGCAGUCGGAGCCGAAAGCGGAAGGAGAUAGACAAAAAAGAGAAGAAGGACAAGAAGGAGAAGGAAAAGAAGGAGAAGGAGAAGGCGAAAGAGAAAGAGAAAGAAAAGGAAAAAGACAAGGACAAAGAGAAGGACAAAAAGGGGAAGAAGGACAAGAAAGACAAGGCGAAGGAGAAGGAGAAAGACGUGGAGAAAGCUAAGGAAAAGGACAAAGACAAGAAGGCCAAGAAGGAGAAGAAGCGAUAG
This is a messenger RNA of Symbiodinium necroappetens, 2400 nucleotides long. The record is from the annotation of a GenBank genome assembly. Lineage: Eukaryota; Dinophyceae; Suessiales; Symbiodiniaceae.